Molecule: messenger RNA, 2092 nt
Organism: Cladophialophora immunda
Lineage: Eukaryota; Fungi; Ascomycota; Eurotiomycetes; Chaetothyriales; Herpotrichiellaceae
Exons: 2
Coding region: 1-1884 (627 amino acids)
Molecular function (GO): flavin adenine dinucleotide binding; oxidoreductase activity, acting on CH-OH group of donors
Source: RefSeq, a predicted model, not a curated record
AUGGAAUCUGAACACCCUCCCGCCUCUGGCGUAUUCUGCUCUCUCGACGCCUUUCUCGCAGACACCUUCGACUAUGUCGUCGUGGGCGGCGGAACCGCCGGCGCGGUGGUGGCAGCCCGCUUGAGCGAGGAUGCCAGUGUGCGCGUAGGAGUCGUUGAAGCCGGCCAGAACCGUCUCGGAGACCCUCUGGUCGAGACUCCGGGGACGCUAGCGUUUCUGCUGCGGAACCCCGACUACGCCUGGGAUUUCACCACGGUUCCUCAGAAAGCCAACAACAACAAAGCCCACCAUGUCACUCGCGGCAAAGUCCUGGGGGGGUCAAGCGCAAUCAACUUCAUGGCCUACUGCUACCCGUCGGCUCGCGAUUUCGACGAAUUGAAAAAGCUGGGCAUAUCGGGCUGGUCGUGGGACGAGAUGGCGCCGUACUUCCACCGGGUCGAGCACUACGAUCCUCCCACAACGCCCGAGCCAGACUUCUACCCGAUCGACGCGGCGACGCAUGGCCAGGAGGGCCCGAUCCACACCUCGUCGGCGAGCACCAGGAACGCCGCCGAAGACGCCCUUCUCGAGGCUCUGAAGGAGACGUCCGGCCUUCCGCUGGUCAAGGAGCCGUACUCGGGCGACCACCUGGGCUGGUAUGGGUCGUUGAGCACGAUCGACCGCAGCGUCAACAGGGGCACCCGCAGCUACGCGGCGACCGGGUACAUUGCCCCGAUCCUGGACCGGCCCAACCUCAAGAUCCUGACCGAAGCCACCGCCACCAAGGUCAUCCUGGACGACUCUCGAACCGCUCGCGGCGUGGUUUUCGCCCACGGUGGCCGAGACCGAGACCAGCUCCAUACCGUCCGGGCCAAAGCUGAAGUCGUCCUCAGCGCGGGCUCGAUCCAGACACCGCAACUGCUGGAGCUCUCGGGUAUAGGGGACCCCUCGGUCCUGCAUGCCGCGGGGAUUCGUGCUCUGGUUGAAAACCCGCACGUCGGCGCCAACGCACAGGAGCAGAUCAUGACCAACGUGAGCUACGAACUCGCGGACGGGGAGACCAGCCUGGACAGCAUAUACCUGGACCCAGCAUUCCUCCCGGCCCAGCAAGCACUGUACGCCGAGUCGCGAGAAGGCAUCCUGGCCAACGCUCCAGGCUUGAACGGUUUCACAUCCUACGCCUCCCUGGUGAGCGCGAGCACACUCGAACGGACCGUCUCGACUCUCACCUCGACCUCGACCACGGCGGCGGCGGCGGCGGCGGGAGCACCACCUCCCCUCGAUGCCCAGCAAGCCAGCAUCCUGGCCUCGCGGCUGGCCUCCCCGUGCGCCUCGGCGAUCCAGUACGUCGUCAUCCCGGCGUACUGCGACACGCGCAACACGCACGCCGACAUGUCCAAGUUCAUGCCGGGCCCGCCUCCGGCUUCCAACCCCUGCGUCUCCCUGCAGGCCGUCCUGAUGUACCCGGCCUCGCGGGGGUCGGUCCACGUCGCCUGCGCCGACCCCUUCGCCGAGCCGCGGAUCGACUACGGCCUGCUUGCGCACCCCGCCGACGUCGACGUCCUCGCCGCGGGCCUUGCAUUUGUCGACCGCGUCUUCCGCUCGCCGCACAUCAGACCCCGCGUCAAACGGCGCGUCUACCCGGCCGAGGCGGUCGACGUGCAGGAUCCGGCCACGGCACGGGACACCGUGUCUGAGGCGGUCACGCUGAUCAACCAUCCGCUGGGAACCUGUGCGCUGGGCAAAGUAGUCGACGAGAGGCUGCGCGUGGUUGGUGUCAGGGGAUUGAGGGUCGUUGAUGCCAGUGUCUUGCCUAUGGAGGUCAGUGCCAAUACCAUGGCCACGGUGUAUGCCAUCGGGGAGAAAGGGGCCGCUAUGGUUAAGGAGGAUCGUGGUUCCGAAUAGGAAAUAUUAAGCUUGAGACCGGGAGUAAAGUGGUGAGCACGCCUUUGCCAUUCAUAGGGUAUCUCCCAUACGCUUCUCGGUUGCCUUGCACUCGGCGCUGAUCCCUCGGCCUGGGAGAAUUUGCAACGAAAACUCGGCCUGCCGGACGCUCCACUGUGGUAGAGAAGAAUGUAUUCCAAUGGCGUUUGUGCAGAAGCUUGCGUUCAAC